AUGGAAUUAAAAGAGAUUGAAAGGCUUUCCACCUUUCCCGCACCACCUCAAGCACCUGUCGCGUCUGCCUCGAUCCUCGAAAAUUACAGUGAAAGGCAUAAGCUGGAUUUCCCUCAUGUUACACCGCUCAGUGAAAAAGACGCUCCCCCAGGAGGAUCUUUCAGACGUCCAUCCAAACCUUCUGCCAUCUAUCUAGUUGCGGCCCUUGGUGCUAGUUGUCUCCGAUUUUCCCGACGCAGUACCAUGCAUGGCUUAAACCACUUGGCGCAAGCAAGGACUGCGCAGCGACGGCUCUUUUGGUUGUGUAUAUCUCUUGCCUCUUCAUUCGGUUUCUUUUUUAAUCUCUUUUUCCUUAUGGAAAAGUACCUCCAAAUGCCCGUACUGACAAAUGUUUUACAUGACUCGGACAACUUUAUCUUUCCCGAUGUGACAUUCUGCAACGUUAAUCCCAUCCACUUUCCUCCAAAUGGAACCCCGGAGUUUGAGCGGAUCAAGGAGAACAUUCGUGAAUUUGAAGACUUUAAGCGGGGUCCUAAUCCUUUCGCGCAGCGGCUUGCCCUCGCAGAUUACUUGUUCAUUAAGCGAAAUACCUACUAUGUACACCCCAAAUGGCUUACUAUCGUUGAAUGCUCCUACAUGCAAACGCCCUGCUCCAGUGAGCACUUUGACGAGAAAAUCAUCUGGCCCUACGGCGCUUGCUACACUUUCAAUGCCACACGAAUGCCUCACAACAUGACACGCGAAAUAUCCACACGCACGCGCUAUAACCGAUUUCGACCGGAUCUUCGUGUCAUUGUCUACAAGGCUCUUGAAUUUCCCGAAGGUUAUCGCUUCGAUCCACAUGACAGUUUCCAGGUGCCCCCGGGUGUCCUUCUGAUGAUACAUGAACCCGGUACCUACCCUCACAUUGGCCACAGCGGAAUUGUCGAUGAGUGCACGCAGGUGGAGCUUAAAAUGACCUCGGUUACGCAUCUGGCAAAGCUGGGCAAAUGCAUUCCCAUUCGAAGCCGGAUUUCCUAUGUGAAUGUGGCCAAAAACGAGUCACAGACCUUCCUAUCCAGUCAAUCUGACUGCCUAGAUGCCGAGGUUCAGUCGGCUCUGGCCAAAUACUGCGGUUGUCAGAUGCAUACAAUGCCCAUCAUGUACGAGUACCAUUAUCAACCUUUCUGCUUCUCUGGCGCUCUUGACCCCACCUUCCUGGAAAAUUGCUUUAACAAUGCUACGGCCUCCGUCGACAGAAAGCACUGUUUUCUGGAUGUUUGUGAACACUAUACCAUCGACCAGGUCAUUGCACAUACCAAGUUCCCCGCCAUAGAGGACCGUCACACGGAACUGCAUUGGCUACAGCUGUUGGCAAGACUGGAAGCUCGUGAACGCAACCACUACGGCGGAAAGUCGGACUUGGCCAAACUGGCUUUAAAGAAUGCCAGCCGCGACGGUGGUGGGAACUGGACACUUGCAGAAGCAGUCAAUCAGCGGCAGAUUGACCUGUUGAAUAUUGACUUUGUUAACAGGAAUUUUAUGAUGCUUCGCGUUGUGCCAGCCAGUCUUUUCAUGGAUCGAGUUGAAGAAACCGAAGAAUAUCCCUUCAGCCGCCUGCUGAGUGACAUCGGGGGUUGUGUCGGUCUGUGGAUCGGUGCCAGUUUGAUAACGCUGUUUGAACUUGUCGACCUGCUGCUUGACUUCCUAGAUCUUGGAGGCAUUGGAGGACAGAAUACAAAUCACCAGCAGCAUUUGUCCGGGCAUUCUUCGGAUUCACCGCAACGGUUUGUCGUUGACUCUGGUGCCAAUCUCUCGGACUCUCGCCCUACUCUCUUUCAACACACUUCUAAGGAUGCUCAAAGUACCCAAAAUUGCAUUGGGAAUAGCAAUUCAGUAAUUAUUAAAACACCCUCCUUAGCGAAAGAUGCAGCUGCAUUUUUAGAUAAUCGGACUGUUAUACCAAUUUUUUACAUGCCUAAUACAGUCAAUGAGCAGCCAAAUUGA
This is a messenger RNA of Dibothriocephalus latus, 1986 nucleotides long. NCBI's taxonomy places the organism in Eukaryota, Metazoa, Platyhelminthes, Cestoda, Diphyllobothriidea, Diphyllobothriidae. The record is from the annotation of a GenBank genome assembly.